UUAAUAAGCUCUGUACACUUAUGAUAUGAGAUCAUAUGUAUAUAAUCGUAUGCAAAUUGUCAGCUUCCAGAUUAAUUAAUAAUGUUGAAAAUGUGCUAUAAAAACUCUAAAAGAACAUGUGGUUGGACUCCGAUACCUCAUAGCAAUGAUGGGGCUUGGCAUAAAUAAACGAAUAAGUGAAUAUGAGCAACCUCUCUCUUUAGGCGCUAAAAAGCUUACACUUGCGGUUCUCUGUGAUGGCUACGACAACAAUUUUCGCUAUUCAUUGCUCGCUCAAUUGAAACCAAUUUGCAAUUACUUUGACAUUUCUUUGGACAAUUGUCAAUACAGCGCGUGCGGUGACAACACAACCGUUGGUGGCAUUCAUUACCGGCAACGAUUGCCAAUUUUUUUUUUCAAUUAAAUACAGAACAUUCAACAAAAUUGUGAUUAUAAAUAGAAAAUUGCGUAUGCAUUGAUUUCGACGUCGCAGUGUUGAUCGUAGUCGACGUCGAUGACGACGACAAUAUUGACAGCAAAUGUUUUUUUUUAAUUUUUUAUAUAUUAGGCUUUGCCUCACGUAUUUUUCUUAUACUCUCAAACAGACUUAAGAAACUACGUUACAUUAAAUGUGACAUCAAUAUAAUUUAUUGGUAUAUUGUUUUUGAUAUAUGUAUACAUAUAUAUUCCUUUUAUAGUUGUAUAAAAUUAUGAGUUCAAGAGAUCAAAGGUUUUGUAAUAUAAUUGGUUUUUGUAGGUAUAAAGCUACAAAAUAUUGCAUUUUCUUUAUAAAAAGUUUGUUUAGUAUAUAUGCAUUUGCAUUUGUAUGUUUAUAUAUAUAUGCCAUGUUAUGUUGCUUGGUAAUGGCAGGUUUUGUUGAUUAGGAUGAAAAUAUAUAGACUGAACGUAUAUAUGUAUUUUUUUUCGCUAAGGGAGCUCACAUAAAUUUCAAUAAAAUCAAAAGAAGUAUAAAUUCUGAAACACGAAAGAAUAUCUAUUGUCGAUUGUUGGAAAGUAACGCCAUACCCACAUUUUGAUUUUAUAAUUAUCUACUGACCAAAUAAGGGAUUUGGUAAACAAUAAAGAGUAGUGGAGAAGUGUGGAAGCAGCAGAAGAAAAAGAAGAAAUAGAAAAAACUAGCUUUAAUUUUCAUAUAUCUACUUAUUUGAAAUAAUCAAAGCUGGUUGGACCGUACACACCUUGUAACUAUUUCGAUAAUAGUGACGUAUAUUAACUACAAGAAACAACCGGUGCUCACAGCCGGUGGUUCUCUUUUUAUUCUGUUUUCUAUGCAUUUCGCUAUAAGGCGAUGAAAGAUGAUUCACUCGUCAAAAUCAUCCGCUCCCACACUCUCAUAUCAUAUGGUGGACACUUUGGUGGGUCGAUGUUAGCUACGGUAAUUUUUUAUCUGUACUGUGAAAAAUAAAAUAAAAACGUAUAGCAAUUUAUUUUGCAUCAAAUGCUUUAGGUUGCACAUAGAAACAGAUGCGCAAGUUCAGUGCAAGAAUCAGAAAUUCUGUUUUCCAACUGCUUGAAAUAUAAUUCUGAUAGGAAAUGUGAUUACCGACAUCUUUACCCUGCAUAACUUAUUUGAAAAUAGUUGUGAUUGUUUUCCGUUAAACAAAUAGUAAAUAAUACUGUCGCACGGCAGUGGUUUUAAUGCACAAUGAAUGCAUAUUUGAAACAUACGGUUUUCGAAACAUUUGUGUGUAAAAAUUUUGAGAUCUUUAUUAGAUUUCAAAUUUGCCGCUACAACUAAAACUACAAGUUAACAGAAUUAAAAAAAUGACGACAGCGGAAAUAAAAUGUUGUUUCUAUUGCACCGAUACAGAAAGAACAACGCGGCGAGUUGCCGUGGCCGCGCACUACUGAUUAGUCUAUAGAAAUUCAACACUCCAAUAAUCGGCAUUAUGGCGUAUCGCAAACCAAAUGAUUUGGAUGGCUUCAUUCAAAUGAUGCCCAAGGCGGAUAUGAGAGUUAAAGCUCUGCUUGCCGAAGAUUUGGUCACAUUCCUAAGUGAUGAGACGAAUUCAAUUGUUUGCAUGGAUAUGGGAAUGCUUGUCGAUGGCCUUAUGCCUUGGCUCACCGGCAGUCAUUUCAAAAUUGCACAAAAAUCGUUGGAAGCAUUUUCAGAACUGAUAAAAAGACUUGGACCUGAUUUUAAUGCUUACAGUGCAACUGUGCUGCCACAUGUUAUAGACCGUCUCGGCGACAGCAAGGAUACCGUACGCGAGAAAGCACAAUUGCUUUUACAAGUUGUUAUGGAGUACAAAGUGUUGACCCCACAAGCCACCAUCGACAAAUUGGCGGCAUCUUGCUUUAAGCAUAAGAAUUCUAAAGUUCGUGAGGAGUUUUUGCAAACUAUUGUGAAUACAUUGAACGAAUAUGGCACCUCACAAUUGAGUGUACGCACUUAUAUACAACCUAUUAGUUCACUGCUGGGUGAUCCUACAGCAACCGUACGCGAUGCAGCUAUACAAACUCUUGUAGAAAUAUACAAGCAUGUAGGUGACCGUCUGCGCGCAGAUCUACGAAAGAUGGAUGAUGUUCCUGCGUCAAAAUUAGCUUCGCUUGAGCAGAAAUUCGAUCAAAUUAAAGCCGAGGGGCUCUUACUGAAGUCGGCAUUGCAGACUACAGCGUCUGCCAAUAACGGUCAUGAUGAGUCGGAUAACGUAAGCGUACGAGAUCGUCCAACAAAAAUUGUUAAACGUACUGUGUCUGCGUCGAUGCGAACAAAACCAAGUUCUUCGGAUUCUAGUGCUGGUGGGGAUGCUGGCGCUAUAACUAUGGAUAUAUUUGAGUCUACAUUCGAAGUUGUGCCACAAUUAACUAUUUUUCACCCAAAAGACAUGGAUGAUAUUUAUCGAAAUAUUAUUGUUGUGAUUAGCGAUAAAAAUGCUGAUUGGGAGAAGCGCAUAGAUUCGUUAAAGAAAGUUCGUUCACUACUAAUGCUAAAUAUACAAUCACAACCACAGUUUGUUGCGCAGCUAAAAGAUCUUUCAAUACCUUUCCUUGAUAUACUCAAGGAGGAGUUACGCUCUCAAGUCAUACGUGAGGCGUGUAUUACAAUAGCCUACAUGUCGAAAACACUACGUAACAAACUCGAGCCAUUCUGCUUCGCUAUCUUAGAGGCGCUUAUUAAUUUGAUUCAGAACUCGGCUAAAGUUAUUGCUUCUUCAUCGAUAAUUGCUCUCAAGUAUAUUAUAAAGUAUUCCCAUUCUCCGAAAAUGAUUAAACUCGUUACCGAAACAUUGCAACAAUCCAAAUCCAAGGACAUUCGUGCCACUUUGUGCGAAAUGCUUUGCCUGAUGUUCGAUGAGUGGCAAACGAAAACGAUGGAGCGCUGUUCACAACAACUACGUGAUGUGCUCAAACGGUCAAUAAGUGACGCAGAUAACGAAGCACGGCGUCAUUCUCGUCGUGCUUAUUGGAAAUUUCGACGACACUUUCCUGAUCUUGCCGACCAAAUAUACACUACAUUAGAUAUUGCAGCGCAACGGGCAUUGGAACGGGAGCGUGAUGGUGGCAAUGUUACGAUGGAAGUGGAACGUCGCUCUGCAGCUGCAACCACUCGAUUUCAACGUUCGCCCGGUUCACUACAAAAGCCUGCGGCAGGAAUGCGUAGCGUGUCGGCUGUGGAUACUGCAGCUGCUCAACGUGCCAAAGCUCGCGCCCAAUAUUCGUUCUAUCCGCGAAAAAAGUUAAGUACUGUUAAUUCUGCUGCUGCGUCAGCCAAUUCUGGAACAACAACUUCAGCUGCCACCGGUUCUUUACCGCGUCCACGGUAUAUGGGAGGUGGUGCAACGUCAACGUCGAACACAGGAGGGCAGCUAACUGCUGGCGUUUCUCCACGAACACGAGGUCGAGCUGGAGUAUCACAGUCACAACCUGGUUCUCGUUCCACUUCACCAAGUUCCAAGCUGCGAGAACAAUACGGCUAUAGGCCAAUAACUGGAACCAUACCGAAAAAAGCUUCGGGCAUACCUCGUUCAUUGACCAGUUCACGCGAAACGAGUCCCACCCGUGUCGCCAUGAAACGGAGUAUUUAUACCACAAAUAGUUCGGCAAGCUCCGCCCGAAGAACACCUGAUCGUAGCAAUUCGCGUUCGCUAGCUGCAGCACGUAUUUUACAACAAAGCCGUGAGGCUGAGACCGCGUUAGCCGAUGCUCUUUCUCCAGAAGCAGAGAGAGUUAUUGAUUAUGGCGAGUAUUCGCGCGGGUAUACAGCAGGUUUACGAAUGGGUCGUAAAUUGUUGUCGCGCGACGAGUCCGACGACUCCGAGGCAUCGUCGGUGUGUUCGGAGCGGUCGUUUGAUUCGUCAAUGACGCGUGGCAAUAAUUCGAAUUAUUCGUUGUCAGGAUCACGAAAUAGAUUGGAUUGGAGUUGCACGCGCGCACCAUUCGACGACAUCGACACUAUCAUACAGUACUGCGCGUCGACGCAUUGGUCGGAUCGCAAGGAUGGAGUUAUCAGCUUAACUCAAUACCUUGCCGAUGGUAAUCAGCUGACACCACAGCAACUACAGGCUGUCUUGGACAUGUUCCGCAAAUUAUUCAUGGAUCCACAUACAAAAGUGUAUUCUCUAUUUCUUGAUGCAGUUACUGAGUUGAUUCUUGCGCAUGCCAACGACCUACAGGACUGGCUUUUCGUAUUGCUGACGCGACUAUUUAAUAAACUUGGGACAGAACUACUCAACUCAAUGCACAUUAAAAUCGGCAAGACAUUACAAGUGGUACACGAAUAUUUUCCAACCGACCAACAGCUUAAAGAUGUCUUCCGUAUACUCGCCGACACGGCACAAACACCCUGCACCAAAACAAAGAUAGCCAUAUUGAAAUUCCUCACAGACUUAGCAACCAGUUACUGUAAGUCCACCGACUUUCCAUCCGACGAUGGACCAUUAGCAGUUGAUAAGGCUGUGCUGAAGAUUGUUCAACAAGCUGGUGAUCCCAAAAGCAAAGAUCUACGUGAUCAGGCGCGUAAGUGUCUCAUUGCGCUAUACAAUCGCAACACACCACAGAUGACUAAGUUGCUGUCUAGCCUUCCAAAGGGCUAUCAAGACACCGCCAAGGCCAUUAUACAAUCGCAUUUGCGCCGCAACAGCACUUCUGGCACAAAUUCGCCAUCUUCACCUCAUUCAAGUGCCAGUCCCAAACCAUUGCAAAGUCCAUCGCUUGGACCAUUCUCUUCGCUACAGCCACAAUACAAUACCACCAGUCCACGCUCGCGACAAUCCUCCGUGGACCAUGAACUCUAUUCGGAGGCAGAUGUGCAGCAUAAUAUACACAAAACAUCGGAAGAAAUCCGAAAUUGUUUUGGUGUUGGUGUUGGCAUAGAGGCAACAUCCAAUAAUACCCGGCAAUACCAUUCGCUCUCCAAUGCCAAUGGCUACAAUGGCUAUUUGCAUGAUCAGCAAGAUUCUUGCGCUUCUUCCAAUUCAAAGACACAGUCCGCUACCACAACCGAAUCGAACACUCCUGAAAGCACCACAAUGCGUUUAGAUGCCAACUUGUUGGAGCAACAUCAACGUAUGACCACGAAUAUAGUGCUAACAACAGCAACACCCAACGCUAACACAGCAGUCGUAGGUGGCACUGCAAAUCACGCUUCGCGUUGUAAUUACACCGUCGCAUCGAACGGUGAGCUUUUGCUCGAAAAUGGCUUAACUGAAAGCGAAAUUAUAAGGGCGGCAUGUGCGUUGAAAGCCGAUAUGCCAGUGGAGCAGAUUCAACAGGCUCUCGCCAAUUUGGAAAUUUGCAUCAAAGGAGGAAAUUGCGAGCUCCCUAACAAACAUUUUCGUGCUAUAAUGAAAAUGCUGCUAGGCCUGCUGGAUUCGCAAACCGCCGAUGUGAUGAUCGCCGUUAUAAGUGUGCUCGGCAAAAUCGUGCGUAGCACCAAAAUGAAGGAAACCUGGAUCAAUUUCCUCGAGCUGAUAUUGCUGCGAAUAAUAAACUGUUAUCAGCACAGUAAGGAAACCGCUCGAGAAAUAGAUUUAAUCAUACCGCGCAUCGUAUCGUCAUUACCGCUGAACGCCACCAUUAAUAUUGUAAAUCCUGUUAUUGCGACUAGUUGUUAUCCGCUGAACUUGUGUGCUGUGAAAUUACUCACUGAGUUGGCAGAUCGUCACGGCGCCGAAUUGACCGAAUUACAUUUAGACAGUAUAUUCCCGAAUUUGGCACGUCUUACCGACGAUGGUGAAUCCAUGGUGCGAAAGGCCGCCGUGUUUUGUAUCGUAAAACUCUAUAUAGUGAUGGGCGAAGAAAAGGUGAAGCCGAAACUGUCGGUGUUGAAUCCAAGCAAAGUGCGUUUGCUAAACGUUUACAUUGAUAAACAGCGCAGCAACAGCGGAGGUGGCAGUUCAACGAAAAACUCAUCAGCAUCAUCAUCAUGAUUGCGUCGCACGUAGAUGGCUACGCAUGAAGUUGUGGAUGCAGAUCGACGGCAAUUGCAGCAACAACGAUACCAGCACCAAUAAAAGGCAAUAGAUAAGACGCUACGCCACUGGGCCGUAUGUUAAAGAUUAGCCGUUGAGUGUGGGCGGUGUGUAUGUGUGUGCGUGCGUACGUGUUGUAUGUGUAUUUGUUAAACAAAAAAACAAUUUCUUUGUAUAGGUAAAAGCAUUAAAUGCAAUACUAGAACACAGAAGCAGCUUACAGCGUUGCCAAAGUGGAGCUUUAAGAAUGGAUAUCAAAAAUGUUUUGAAGAUUUCCUUAUAUAUUAUACAAGAUUCGAUUUAUUACAAAUUUUUAGGCACAUUGUAUAUUAGCAUAAUCGCGGUCACAAAAACAAACAAUCAAAGCAAAGUUAAUUCCGCAACUAAUUGGCAGGUAAAAAUCUUUGAUUGAUAUUGCCUAAAAAAUAAUAAAUAUAGACCAUGCUUAGCAGUUAUUCUACAAAUCAGUUCAGCUCCACUUUGGUUUAAGCGUGACAGCGUAUGAUAGAACCAACUGCUUGGUGAGUUUGCAUUAGAAAUCUAAACAUGCAUUUGCAUACUUUUGCUUCUAACAAAAUUAAAACAAAAAUUGCAUAAAAACAGACAUGUAAAUUGGUAAAGAAAACACAUUUAAUUACUAGAUAACUGCAUAAUUGUAAUUCGUUAGUUAUAACCAAUGUAAACAAUAAUUAAUACGAAUGGGUAAAAACUAGCUCAUACUCAUUUCUCGCACAUUCUUUCCUGAACUUUUUGUAAACAUUGCCACACUUUCCAGUACAUGAGAGAUUGUCUAGCUCCCUUUGUUGCAUUUAAAUUUGAACGCAUAAAAAUAAAAAUAUUAUAAUUUUGUAUUGUACACCUUAAAAUAUACAUACAUACAUAUAUCUGUUUAUCUAUAUAAUUUUCUCACCUACUUACCCAGGCGUGUCACUCUAUUUUUUAAUGUGUAUUCUAAACAUUUUAGUUUUAUGUAUUUACGUUCUCAUUGUAAUUCUUUUGUAUAUUUUGCGUGUAUUUUUUUUGUUACCAAGACUUUUUAAUUACUUGUCUUUCAUGUAAUUAUAAGCCUAAUGAUUUACUCACAAACGAUAUUUCGAAAUUUUACACAAACAAAAAUAUUGAUGUUAAAUACAAUACAUAAAAUAUAUAAAAAAAAGAACGAUAAUACUUUUAAUUUUUAAUUGCGAUAAUCCUACAGCUAAGUUAUACAUAUAUACUAGUAUAAUAAUAUUUUUUCUCAAAGUUCAUAGGUGUAACACAGGGCCUCAAGAUAUACUAUAAUAAAAUAUGCAGUAAUUCCUUAGAACUGGACAUUUUUCCAUAUA
Molecule: messenger RNA, 7738 nt
Organism: Bactrocera oleae (olive fruit fly)
Lineage: Eukaryota; Metazoa; Arthropoda; Insecta; Diptera; Tephritidae
Gene: chb
Product: chromosome bows
Biological process (GO): microtubule cytoskeleton organization
Cellular component (GO): cilium; cytoplasmic microtubule
Molecular function (GO): microtubule binding
Source: RefSeq, a predicted model, not a curated record